Molecule: messenger RNA, 2729 nt
Organism: Clupea harengus (Atlantic herring)
Lineage: Eukaryota; Metazoa; Chordata; Actinopteri; Clupeiformes; Clupeidae
Gene: usp1
Product: ubiquitin specific peptidase 1
Biological process (GO): protein deubiquitination; regulation of DNA repair
Cellular component (GO): nucleus; cytosol
Molecular function (GO): cysteine-type deubiquitinase activity; cysteine-type endopeptidase activity
Source: RefSeq, a predicted model, not a curated record
AAAAAGGACCCUCUGCAGGCGCUGUUACGGUGGUUCUUCAUUCGGAAAAAGCGCCAAGUUCCACACGGAACAAGCGUCGGUUGUCAAAUUGUUUACCAAUGUAACACACAUGAAUAUUUGCUUUGCCGUAGUAAAAUAUCGAAGGAUGGUAACAGUUAUAAUGUCCGUCAUAAUUUAGUCGUGACGAGAGUCGACGACUGGACAUCAGCUCUGCUCCGGUAGCAUAAUGCCAGGACUUCAGGCAGAUGGCGUGGUGGCGGCGCUUGGCAGCCCCAUCAAGAAGAGCAAACUCUCUCUCAAGUUCUUCCAGAAGAAAGAGACCAAGCGGGCACUGGAUUUCUCUGAGACUCAGCCAGAAGAGCAGAAUGCACAGCCUUCGGAAGCAGAAGAACCUGCUAGUUUUGACCAGGUGGUACCAGGUCCUUGUCCGACAUCUCCUCUUACCUGUGAAAGGAGGGAGAACCUGGUGCCAUUUGUUGGGUUGAAUAACCUUGGAAAUACCUGCUACCUGAACAGCAUCCUACAGGUCUUGUACCAUUGCCCUGGAUUUAAAGAGGCCAUUAAGAAACUGUACAAGCUGUCCAAGUGCAGAGAUAAACAAAAGGAGGCCAUCAAGAAGGAAGAGCAGGAGCGGACUGAAGAGGAGGAGCAGGUCCCUGCUCAGAUGGAGCUGCUGGGAAGCUUCUACAGUCUCAUCACUUCAGUGGAGCAGCUGCAGUCCAACUUCCUGCUCAACCCCGACAAGUACAGCGAGGGCGAGCUCUCCACGCCCCCACGCAAGCUGCUCAACUCACUCAGGCAGCUGAACCCCAUGUACGAGGGCUAUCUGCAGCAUGACGCGCAAGAGGUACUUCAGUGCAUCCUGGCCUACGUACAGGAGGCCUGCGAGGGCAUCUGCAAGGAGCAGCAGCAGGAGUCGGAGCCAGGGGAGAAGAAAGAGGAGCUCUCCACGGAGAGAAGGUCUUCCUCCUCCGAGGACGACGAAGCGGGAGCGGAUGGCCAAAUGAAUGGGAAAAGGAAGAGCGACACUGAGGCUGGGAAUGCCAAAAAGAAGCCGAAAUCCCAGACCAAGGGCCGGAACACUGACGAGGAGCAGCAUCAGCCUCUCACUCGCUCCAAGAGGAAGUCCUCCAGAAGUGACAUCACCACAGCGGACGCCAUCGAGCAUCCAGUGAACGGGACCCAGGAGGAGAAGGAGGUAGAGGAGGUGCAGGAGGCCGAAAAGGAGGAAGGAGGAGGAGGCGGCAGUGAGGCAGAGGAAGGAAAGAUUGAGAGCGCACCCAAAGAGGCGGGCAAGAGGAAGAAGCGAGCACGGCUGAGCUGGCUGAAGACGUCGUCAGGGAAACAGCCCAGCAUCUUCUCCAAGUUCCGGAGCAUGGGCCGCUUGAGCAGCCGUGCCGAGAGCAGAGAGGAUCAUGGGAAAGAGGCCGCCAGUGCAUGCAAGGACACAGCAGACAACACCACAUCAGAAAAGACAAAGAGUCAGCCUGAGAAGGAGUGCACGCCUCAGAGUGAAGAGGUGCAGGGCUUUGAUGUGCUGAAGAGCCUGUUCCAGGGUCAGCUGGUGCUGAGGACGCGCUGCCUGGAGUGUGAGUGUUUCACCGAACGCCGAGAGGACUUCCAGGACAUCAGCGUCCCGGUCCAGGAGGAUGAGCCGGCCCCCAGGGACAGCAGUUCAGAGAUCUCUCCAGAGCCCAAGCCCGAGGUCAAGACUUUGAAGUGGGCCAUCUCCCAGUUUGCUUCCGUGGAGCGGAUUGUGGGGGAGGACAAGUACUUCUGCGAGACCUGCCACCAUUACACCGAGGCUGAGAGGAGCCUGUUAUUCGACAAAACCCCCGAGGUCAUAACCAUCCACCUCAAGUGCUUUGCUGCCAACACGUCUGAGAUGGACCUGUAUGCGGGGCUGUCGAAGGUGAACACCCCCCUGCAGACGCCCCUGCGGCUCUCUCUGGAGGAGUGGAGCACAGGCACGGCCCCCAGGGGCCAACCCUACCAGCUCUUUGCCGUGGUCAUGCACAGCGGCGUCACCAUCAGCAGCGGCCACUACACCACCUACAUCCGCAUGUCGGACCUCCGCAACAUCGGCCUCAGGGAAGAGGGGGCUGCUGGGGAAGAGGAGGGAAGGCUGGAAGAGGAGAAAGAGCUCCAGGCUCUGAAGAAAGAGGAGGCAGCAGCAGCAGCCGCCACCACCACCACCCAGGACUAUGACGACGGAGAGGUGUCCUUCAGCUUGAGUGCACGGGGGUCCAGCUCGGCCCCUGUGUCUACGGCUGUGACCGGGGCUAAACCUGGGGUGAAGAAGUCCCUGGAGGGAGUGGGUCUGCUGGGGGGGCAGAGGAGCCUGGCCACCUACGAGCUGGGGGGCAGCACCAAACAGCAGCAAGCCAGCGCAGACAAGGGUGGCUUUCCCUCCGGCUCACAGCCCCUCAGCGGAGGAGUGAAGAAGGAGAAGGACGCCUCAGUGGCAGAGGGAGCGCAGGGUACCGGGGUGACGACCCCGGCCCUUCAGAACCUUCUGGACUACGAGGGGAAGUGGCUGCUGUUCGACGACUCUGAGGUGCGCCUGUUCGAGGAGGAAGACUUCCUGCGCGCCUGCUCGCCCGAGACCUGCAGCACCUCCACACCGUACUUACUCUUCUACCGGAGAGUGGCGGUGCAGAAGUGAGGUUGCACCUCCAGGGGGGUGACCCUCUCCACUGCUCUCUCUCUCUCUCUCUGUAUCAGAGUUU